UUAUCUCUGUGAUCGUCAUCUUCGUCUCUCGCACUCUCGCUUCCCCUCAUCCUCUCUGCAAAUGCUCGGCCCAGACCCAGAGCCAGAAUCCUUCGCCAGUUUCUCCUCCAGUUACUGGAACUGAUCCAUGGGCCGAGCGGUCCGGUGGUUCCGAGGCCUCCUCGGCCUGAAGAAGGACGACUCGGCGCCGCCGUCCGGGUCGAAACCUCCGAAGAGGCGCUGGAGCUUCAAGUCACACAAAGAAGCAGACUCCAGGAUUGUACCGCCUCCGGCCCCGGCGUACGCCGACGUUGGCGCCGGCGACCCGAACAAGCACGCGAUCGCGGUGGCCGCGGCCACUGCUGCGGUCGCUGAGGCCGCUGUGGCGGCCGCUCAAGCGGCUGCGGCCGUGGUGCGGAUGACCAGCAGCGGGCGGUGCACAGCUGCUACCUCCGCCGCUUAUGUCGGCGGCGCAAGCGGGGAGUGGGCUGCGGUUAGGAUUCAGGCGCACUUUCGCGGCUAUUUGGCAAGGAGAGCUCUGCGAGCAUUGAAAGGACUGGUGAAGCUACAGGCACUUGUUAGAGGUCACAUUGUGAGGAAGCAUACUGCAGAUACCCUAAGACGGAUGCAGGCCUUGCUUCGAGCCCAAACACGAGCCCGUGUAGGGCGAGCCCAUAUUUCUGAAUCUCCUCAUUCAAGUGCCAAGUUGGCUCAAUUCCACCAUCCCGGUCCUGCAACCCCAGAGAAAUUUGAACAUGCAAUACGGUCAAAGAGCACCAAGAACGAUCAGUCACCAAUGCUCAAGAGAAAUGGCUCAAAAUCUAUUGGUCGGGUGAUCAUUGAUCAAGACAAGGUGCAUAAUGGUAGAAACUGGCUGGACCGCAGAGCGGAAGAAGGAUCGUUGGACCAAAGAGGGCCUUCCACGAAAGCUGGCCAGACCGAUGAUGAAAAGAGCGACAAGAUCCUUGAAGUGGAUAACGGAAGAAUCCACGCCACACCCAAACGGAGAACUCUCUUCCAAUCGUGCCACCACCAUGCGUUGGCUUCAGACCAAUACAGUCAUAGCUUCACUACUUCUAAAGAUUCCACAGCCCAUCAAACGGUCCCAAGUACAUCUUCCUGCGAAGUUCACUCUGUAAACCCGUUGAAUUUUGGUCAGGACGGCGACGAAAGCCCCUUCUGCACAGCCAACAAUAGCCCGCAGUACUACUCGUCUUCAUCCAAGGGCGGUGUUUCUAGGCGAAGCCCUUUUACGCCCACCAGGAGUGACGGCUCAAGAAGCUUCUUAAGCGGGUACUCGGACCACCCCAAUUACAUGGCCUGCACCGAAUCUUCAAGGGCCAAGACGAGGUCCCUCAGUGCCCCAAAACAGAGGCCACAACAAAAUCAAAUUGAGAGGUCCGUUUCCACCAAAAGGUACUCCUUUUAUGGGUAUACCAACUUCGCCAACAAGGCUUAUCCCGGCUCGGGCCGCCUGGACAGGCUCGGCAUGCCGGUGAACGAAGGAGGCUACGGAAACAGAUACUAGAAGUAGAAGACCAUCAUCCCUUUCGGCUGGGUUUGUUCUUCUUGUUUGGCAAACUAAUCAAUCAAUCAAUCCUUCCUACUAACUAACGUAUUUUGUUUUUAACACUUGGGGUCUAGUGGUUCCGUUCAAUGUUCCACCACUUAUUCUGAAUCUAACUAUAACUAAUGUCGGAAGAGAUCAUCAUCUUGUAACAACUUGUGUUAUCAUAUAUAUAUAUAUAUAUAUUGACUACUUGUGGACAUAAUGCAGCAGCCUUAAGAGCUCGUUGUACCCUUAGCUCCCUAAAUAAUUAUUGUGUUAGGUUAAACCUAUACUUUUGUCUUGUAUUUUUAUUCUAUU
Messenger RNA from Diospyros lotus (date-plum), 1846 nucleotides. RefSeq names its product protein IQ-DOMAIN 22-like. Bases 128 to 1507 code for a protein of 459 amino acids. NCBI's taxonomy places the organism in Eukaryota, Viridiplantae, Streptophyta, Magnoliopsida, Ericales, Ebenaceae. The record is from RefSeq and is a predicted model, not a curated record. The transcript is spliced from 4 exons. Gene Ontology annotation, molecular function: protein binding.